Messenger RNA from Brassicogethes aeneus, 1222 nucleotides. Lineage: Eukaryota; Metazoa; Arthropoda; Insecta; Coleoptera; Nitidulidae. The record is from the annotation of a GenBank genome assembly.
UUCAAUAACAACAAUUUUGACAGCUGUCAACCUACAAGUGAGUCAUAUUUAUAAAUAUUAGUGAAUAUUGUCCCUAAUUCAACUAAAAAAAUGGAGUGGUUAUUUGGAAAACGCCUCACCCCCGAGGAAAUGCUACGGAAAAAUCAGCGCGCCCUUAACAAAGCCAUGAGAGAUCUGGACAGGGAAAAACAAAAAAUGGAACAGCAAGAAAAGAAAAUUAUUAACGAUAUUAAGAAGUUGGCCAAAGAAGGUCAAAUGGAUGCUGUAAAGAUAAUGGCACGAGAUUUAGUACGCACAAGGCGAUAUGUUAAGAAAUUCAUGCUCAUGAAAGCCAACAUUCAGGCUGUUUCGCUGAAAAUACAAACACUUAGAUCUCAAAAUACAAUGGCCCAAGCAAUGAAGGGGGUUACUAAAGCUAUGGCAAGCAUGAAUCGUCAAUUAAAUCUGCCGCAAAUCCAACGGAUCCUACAAGAUUUUGAGAAACAGUCUGAAAUAAUGGACAUGAAGGAAGAGAUUAUGAAUGAUGCUAUUGAUGAUGCAAUGGAGGGUGACGAUGAUGAAGAGGAAAGUGAUGCCAUUGUUAACCAAGUUUUGGAUGAGUUGGGUUUGCAGCUUGGCGAUGCUUUGUCAGGUUUGCCGCAAACUUCGGGGGCGCUGCCGUCUCAAGGUCAAAAACAACCGGCUGCAGCCGCCGCGGUGGCUGGAGGGGGAAAUGGGGGCAGCAGUAUGUCAGAUGCAGAUGCAGAUUUACAGGCUAGGUUGGAUAAUUUGAGACGAGAGUGAUAUCUGAUUAUUUUUUUUGUUUGUUAUUAUUUUAAGUAUGCUACUUUUUGCUAAAUGCUAUUAAAGUAAGUUUUUUUUAAUUGGAAUUAAUUUGGAAUAUUAGUGAAUUUGGGAAUAUGAAACAUAUGUUUAUAUUUAUAUCCUCUUGAUGUUAUAAAAUUCUCCAUUUUAAAAACAUCAUAACCAAUUUUAUGAUAAUAAAUUACUGCCCCAUACCCAAAGAUAAUACCUAAAAUUUGCCCAUAGUAACUUAACCACAGAACACAAAUCUGUCAUAAAAAUUACAAAUAUAACAAACUUCACUUAUAGCCCCAGAGGUAGUGACAGACUUAUUACAUAAAAUGCUAUAUUUUUCCCACAAUAGUUUAAACAGAAUUAAUGAUGAAAGUGCAAGUCUACCAAACUUUAAGUAGAGGAAACAUGAAAAAUUUAAAAAACA